Messenger RNA from Acanthoscelides obtectus, 3968 nucleotides. NCBI's taxonomy places the organism in Eukaryota, Metazoa, Arthropoda, Insecta, Coleoptera, Chrysomelidae. The record is from the annotation of a GenBank genome assembly.
GAACGUCUUCCGAUGUGUGUUUUGUGACCCGUAUGAUGAAUGUUUAUAAUCCUGUGGCUUUAAAUAAAACCAAUAUUAUUUUUAAAAUUUAGAGAUUAAAUUGCGUCCAAAUAAAGAAUAUGGCAAAUACUGGGGUGCUUCCUUUUGUUAGGGGUGUGGAUUUCACUAGAAACGAUUUUAGCGGGGACAGAUUUCCAGAGGCAGUGAGAUGCAUGACAGGGGUACAAUGGCUCAAAUUAGAUCGUACCAAUCUUACAGAGAUUCCAAAAGAAAUGGGCAACCUGUUAAAACUGGAGCACUUAUCGCUUACAAGAAACCAGCUUGAGAAACUUUAUGGGGAAUUAACUGAGCUAAACUGCCUUCGAACUUUGAAUUUAAGGCACAACAAAGUGAAAAGUUCUGGGAUUCCAUCUGAAUUGUUUAAUUUAGAAGAGCUUAGUACUUUAGAUCUUAGUUAUAAUAAUUUGAAAGAGGUUCCUGAAGGUUUAGAUAAAGCUAAAUCAUUGUUGGUGUUAAACCUAAGCCAUAACCACAUAGACUCAAUUCCAAACUCACUGUUCAUAAACCUAACAGAUUUGCUGUUUCUUGAUCUGAGUGACAAUAAUCUGGAGACUCUACCACCACAAACCAGACGUCUGAUCAAUUUGCAAACUUUUACAUUGAACAACAACCCUCUCGGGCAUUUUCAACUUCGACAAUUACCAUCUUUGGUUAACUUGGAAACACUACACAUGAGGAACACACAAAGGAACUUGAGUAACUUCCCUGGUAACCUAGAUAACUUGACUAAUUUGGCAGAUGUGGAUUUGGCUCAAAAUGCGUUGCCUAAAGUGCCUGAUGCCCUGUUCAGUUUGGCAAAUCUGAAAAGGUUGAAUUUAAGUGAAAAUGAAAUUACAGAGUUGUCUACAGCGAUAGAAAAUUGGCAGAAGCUAGAAACCCUCAACCUUUCACGCAACAAACUAACAAGUCUGCCGGGUUCUUUGUGUAAGCUGGCAUUUUUGAGAAGAUUGUACGUAAAUGACAACCAACUGGAUUUUGAGGGAAUACCCUCUGGUAUUGGGAAACUAGGUAGCUUGGAAGUGUUUUCAGCUUCACAUAAUCGCUUGGAGAUGAUUCCAGAGGGACUUUGCAGGUGUGGGUCGUUGAAAAAAAUGAAUCUGAGCUCAAACUGUUUGAUAACUCUGCCAGACGCAAUCCAUUUUCUCACGGAUUUGGUCCAACUGGACUUGAGGAACAACCCAGAUUUGGUGAUGCCGCCAAAACCUGUUGAGAAUGUCAGAGGGGCAGGAUUGGAAUUUUACAACAUCGAUUUUUCUUUACAAUACCAACUGAGAUUGGCUGGAGCUAAUAUACCGCAACAAACUCCAGCACAGAAUCCUAGUAAAGAUCCGAUAGCAAGAAAAUUGAGACUGAGAAGAGGUAGACGAGAUCAUGAGGAAGCAGAUCAGGAUCAAGCAAAGAUAUUAAAGGUGAAAAUGGUUUAUUGAGAUUUGUCUUAUGUAAAGGUACUUUUUGUAGGGAAUGAAAGAUAUUGCUAAGGAGAAAAACAGAAGCACACAAGAAGAGGCUAAGGCAGAAAGCUUAAAGCCUAAACGAUGGGACGAAGCCUUGGAAAAACCUCCAGUAGAUUACUCGGAAAUUUUCGAAGACAUGGCCGGCCAAGCUCCAGGCCUGACGAUAUGGGAAAUUGAAAAUUUCUACCCAAAUCGAAUUGUAGACGCAGCUCACGGGAAAUUUUAUGAAGCAGAUUGUUACAUUGUUUUGAAAACGUCUUUGGAUGAAAACCAGUCUUUGAAUUGGGAAAUUUAUUUUUGGAUCGGCGAAAAAGCCCCGUUGGAUAAAAGAGCAUGUUCUGCCAUACACGCAGUGAAUCUUCGCAACUACCUUGGAGCUCAGUGUCGUACAAUCAGAGAGGAACAGGGUGAUGAAUCUGAAGAAUUUUUGGCACUAUUUGACACUCCUAUCACAUAUAUUGAAGGUGGAAGAACUAGCAGCGGAUUUUAUACUGUUGAGGAUAUGAAUUUUGAAAAAAGGUUGUACAGGGUGCAUCCGACAGGCCCUUCUAUUCACCUAGAACCAGUAGCCGUUUCGUCAGAUUCCUUGGAUCCUAAUUUUGUCUUCAUCUUGGACGCUGGCCUGAAAAUAUUCGUGUGGAAUGGUAAGAAAGCGAAGAAUACGUUGAAAUCUAAAGCGAGGCUAAUGUGCGAGAAAAUAAACAAGAACGAGAGGAAGAAUAAAGCUGAGAUCAGUACAGAAGCUCAAGGGAGUGAAGGCAAGGAGUUCUGGACGGUACUGGGUGAACCUGACGGGGGAAAACCAGAUGAACCACCUAAAGAACAUGUGGAUCUCAACUUUACACCUAUAACACCAAGGUUGUACCAAGUACAGCUAGGCAUGGGUUAUUUGGAAUUACCCCAAGUGGAGGUACCACAUGGAAAACUAGUGAAUACACUUCUGAACAGCAAACAUGUCUACAUAUUGGACUGUUAUUUGGAUGUUUUCGUAUGGAUCGGGAAGAAGUCAACGAAGCUAGUAAACGCAGCCGCUGUGAAAUUAUCUGAAGAAUUGUUUAAUAUGAUUGACAGACCCGAGUAUGCUCGAGUGACGAGAGUUAGGGAAGGAACAGAAUCACAGAUUUUCAAAGCGAAAUUCAUCGGUUGGGACGAAGUUAUAGCCGUAGAUUUCACUCGUACGGCCCAAUCUGUCCGUAAGACGGGCGCUGACUUGACCCAAUGGGCCCGAAAGCAAGAGACGAAAGCGGAUUUGUACGCGCUGUUCAUGCCCAGGCAGCCUCCCAUGCCUGCGCAAGAGGCCAUGCAAUUGGCCGAUGAGUGGAAUGAGGACCUGGAGGCCAUGGAAGCAUUGGUAUUGGAUGGGAAAAAGUUUGUUAAGUUGCCACAGGAGGAGAUGGGCACGUUCUAUUCGCAGGACUGUUACGUUUUCCUAUGUCGUUAUUGGAUGCCAGUGCCUGAUGACGUUGACGAUCCUUCAUCACAUGUUGCAGAUGACGAUGCCGAUGAUUUCCAAUGGGUUUGUUACUUCUGGCAAGGGCGAGAUGCCUCCAAUAUGGGGUGGUUAACCUUCACAUUUACGCUCCAGAAAAAAUUCAAGGCACUGUUUGGUGACAAGUUAGAGGUAGUACGGACUUAUCAGCAACAAGAAAACAUGAAGUUCCUUGCCCAUUUUAAGCGAAAAUUCAUUGUGAAACGUGGUAGCCGACGAAAGAGCAAGGAAGAAAAACCUCAGGUUGAAUUUUAUCAGAUGAGAUCAAAUGGCAGUGCUUUAUACACAAGAUUGGUACAAAUACAGCCAGAUGCUUCUCUGCUGAACUCUGCUUUCUGCUAUAUCUUGAAUGUACCUUUCGAACAAGAUGAUUCUGGUAUAGUAUAUGUCUGGAUAGGCUCAAAGUCUGAUCCAGAUGAAGCAAGAUUGAUUCAAGAGAUAGCCGAGGAAAUGUUCAAUAGUCCGUGGGUCACAUUACAGGUAUUAUCAGAAGGCGAAGAACCCGACAAUUUCUUCUGGUUAGGGCUUGGCGGAAAGAAGCCUUAUGAAAAAGAUGCAACUUUCAUGGAAUACACAAGACUUUUUAGGUGUUCAAAUGAAAAAGGUUACUUUAGUGUUUCAGAAAAAUGCUCAGACUUUUGUCAGGAUGACUUGGCAGAUGAUGAUAUUAUGAUUUUGGACAAUGGAGAACAAGUUUUCCUAUGGCUGGGUGCAAAUUGCAGUGAAGUCGAAAUUAAGCUAGCAUAUAAGUCUGCACAGGUAAGAUGUAUGAUGUUUCCUUUUAGUCUAAGAUCCGAGUUAGAAACGACCUUCAUGUAUCUGUUUAAAAGGUAAAGGGUCUAGAUUAGAAGCGCUCGAUUUUUGUAACGCAAUAAACAAAUUCUGAGAAUGAUAGUAAUAUAUUUUUAGUUUUAUCUAAAGUACAUGUGUUAAAAUUAUGUUACAAAAAUUAUAUCAGGUAAAAU